Molecule: messenger RNA, 1293 nt
Organism: Metarhizium robertsii ARSEF 23
Lineage: Eukaryota; Fungi; Ascomycota; Sordariomycetes; Hypocreales; Clavicipitaceae
Product: Integrase, catalytic core
Exons: 3
Coding region: 1-1293 (430 amino acids)
Source: RefSeq, a predicted model, not a curated record
AUGAUUGCAGAACUCGACAAGGCGUUGUAUGGCCUUCGCGAGUCGCCACUCCUCUGGUAUAACGAGCUCGCCCAAGCGCUCAAUGAGGCAGGAAUCGACCGUACGGAUGAAGAACCAUGCGUCUUCACCAAUGGCAAGGUCCUCGUGCUCGUCUAUGUCGAUGAUAUUCUGAUACUCAGCCCGAGGCAAGAGAAACUGGCAGUCAACGAUCUCGUCAAACAGCUCCAAUCCAAGUACGAAAUGCGCGAGGACAAGUUCAAAUGGUAUCUUGGAAUUAGAGUCAUCCGGGAUCGACCAAACCGGAAAAUCUAUCUCUGCCAGGAUGCCUACAUCGAGAAAAUUGCGCGCAAAUUCAAGCUGACUGACUCAAGGCUCCCGCGCGCAAUCAAGUAUGACGGACAGGCCAGUAAGGAAGAGAUAAAGGACUUUCAAGAACGCGUGGGCUCCUUGAUGUAUAUCGCAGUCAUAACCAGGCCGGAUGUAGCACGAGCAGCAGCUCAGCUUGCAAGGUUCCUGGCAAAUCCAUCACCUGAACACCGUGCUGCAGCCGACCAAUGCAUCCGUUACCUCUAUACAACGAAGUUCUUGGCGAUCGUCUAUGAUGGCAUGCACCCAGGAGAGGCUCUUGUGAUUGCAAGCGACGCAUCAUUUGCAGACGAUGUUGAGACUCGGCGCUCGUCACAGGGAUACGUGAUGCUGCUAUUCAACGGACCGGUUGUUUGGAAGGCUGGACUCCAAGACACAGUUACGACCUCGACAACAGAAGCAGAACUCCUAAGUCUCGAGAGAACAACCAAAGAGAGUUAUGCCCUGGACCGGCUGCUCCGGGAUAUCUCCCUUGAUCUUGGGCCUCUGAAGAUAUACUGCGAUAAUCUUCAGUCGAUCCGACUUGUGGUGGAAGAAAACCAACGAAUAACAACAAAGCUCCGGCAUGUUGAUAUACAAAACAUGUGGCUCAAACAAGAAUUCAGAAAAGGCAGGUUCCUAGUCGAGUACUUAAAGACUGAUCAGAUGCCAGCAGACGGCUUAACGAAAGCUCUAUCCAGAUCGAAGUUCGAGCACUUCCGAUCAAUGUUGAAUCUGAUAGAUAUCAAGAGGGAGGUCGACCUAGAUAUGCCCACUUCCUCUGGGAGGCAGCGCAACGAGCUGGAUGAGUCGCUGGGCGAUAUCACAGUUACUGACCGCAUCUUAGACGACGCCGAUGUCUUGACGGCAAUGUCUUCGAAACCUUUGAUUCAUACAUCACCGACCCGAAUAACUGGCUCUUUCUCGAGUGAUGCUGCACCGAGAUAA